This is a messenger RNA of Drosophila montana, 1521 nucleotides long. RefSeq names its product probable DNA double-strand break repair Rad50 ATPase. The record is from RefSeq and is a predicted model, not a curated record. NCBI's taxonomy places the organism in Eukaryota, Metazoa, Arthropoda, Insecta, Diptera, Drosophilidae. The coding region runs from base 42 to 1148 and encodes 368 amino acids. The transcript is spliced from 6 exons.
GUUUCAAUUUGCCGCGCAUCAGCGCCCGGCUGGACCGGCUCAUGGGCACCAAUGUGGUCAAGCUGACCGACCGCGCCUACAUGAAGGAGCUGCGCGAACGGAUCGACGAGGAUUACCGCAAGCAGCUGCUGGCCAGGAUUCGAGCGCGUGAGUUAAAAGAGGUGGAGCGUGAGCGCAUGCUGAUUAUCGAGGGAAAAUCUGAUAUAAUACCCGAGGAGCUGGCCGACGAUCCCAUCUUCAUGGUCAACAAAGAUGCCAAUGCAGAGAUACUCAAGGAGCGCUCCAAGCUGAAAACAAGCCGGGAAAAGAACGCGGAACGUCUGAAGGUGCAGGGCGUCAAAUGGGAGCGGGAGAGACUGCAGCAUGCGGCCAAGGAGGCCGAGAUGCUGGCCAAGAAGCACGAGCGCCAGCGCCAACAGAAGCUCCUAGUCGAGCAGUACCGCCUCGAGGAUGCCGAGCGGGGCAUGGACCUAUUACGCAUCGACAACGAGGACUGGCGCGAAUGUGAGCAGAAUCUGAAGGAGUUCCUCGAGAACGAGCGGGCCAAGAUGAAGGAGCGUUCGCUCCGCGUGCCCAUGCCCUUCUCCUCCGAUCCGCAGGACAUACAGAACAUAGUGCGCGCUCGGCAAAAGUUCAGGGAGACGGAGCUGCGCAUCCGGCACCAGCUGGAGGACGAGAAGAAGGAGGUGGCCAUGGUGGCGCCGACCAGCGAAUUGGAGGCCUUCAUCAUGGAGGACAUUGCCGGCGGCAGCAUUGAAAUGCAGCGUGAGACAUCCCAAGAUUUUGGUGACUAUCCGGGCGCCAUACAAAGCAAAUACAUGGACGAUGCCUCCGACGUUUCUGAGGAGUCGAUAAAGAGCGAGAGCCUCAUCAGCUUGACGGUGGCCAAGCAGCAAUACGCCGAGGUGCUCCAGGAGGAGAUGGAGGAUGAGUUCAAUCGCGGCCUGCUCAUAUCCAAGCAGCAAUACGAUCAACUACGCUUCGAGGACGAGAAAAUUGUCGCUCUGCGCAACGCCAAGAACAUACUCGAGCUGUAUCAGUUGGCCGAGCAGAUAAUCAUGGGUGAUUCGAUUGUGGAUGAGCCGGAGGAGCCAGCCGAGGAGGAAGGCCGCUUCGACGAUAUUUUUGACGCCACGGAGGAGGCAUAAAAGAUGCUGUUUUUAAUAAUCGUUGAAUAACAUUUUCUUUCGAUCCAUUCCCGUCAACUCUUUCAACGGGACAAAUUAUUUCCCAUAAAUGGGUUUUACUCCAAUUCUAGACCAAAAUUUCCAAAUUACAUUUGAAACAAAUUACGUGAAAAAUUUUCAAAAUGUCCGUUGAAGGCGCGGGUGAAAGAUUGAAAUUAUAGUUAAUCAAAAAGAAUACAGGGAAUUGGCUGUCAUCCAAUACGAAAUCUCAGUCAGAGUCACAGCGAAAUAUAUUUACCUGUCAAUAAGUGUCAAUGCAUCAAGUUUAAUUAAACCUGUAACAAGUUCAAUAUAAUAAAACCCAUAUACAAAUAAAAAUCCAAUUCUAAUCCCA